AUGAGUUCGUUGAAGAAAGAGACGUUGUUAGCGAUCCCAUUAACGGACCUCACAAAAGGCGUAUGGCGCCAUCGUGGCGACCCUCUGCCUCAAAUGGCCCCCCGUACGAAGGUUAGGAACAGACGAACACGCAAAUCGCAAAUUUUUACUACACCACAGCAUAGUACGAUGGAUUUCGAAGCAGUUGGGUGCUCCAGAGGGAUUCAAAGGAUUCCGAUAAAACUAGGAAUGCGAACGAAUGUGAAUAACUCAGCCGAAAACUACAACUACGAUGCGCAGAAACACCAACAGCGUUUCGGAGUGAACGUGAAAUGUUGCAAGUUCAUGAAGCACGACUACCUGCGGUCACACGGUCACGACAAAGACGCAGACAUGACUGUGUACCGAUCGAGCGAGUGUACAGACGUGAAGGGGCCGGAACGUUGGGAGAGAGAGAUAAGUCGCGAGUUUCAUUGCAAAUUGAUUCAUGAACACGUACAUCGGUAA
Molecule: messenger RNA, 486 nt
Organism: Necator americanus (New World hookworm)
Lineage: Eukaryota; Metazoa; Nematoda; Chromadorea; Rhabditida; Ancylostomatidae
Exons: 1
Coding region: 1-486 (161 amino acids)
Source: RefSeq, a predicted model, not a curated record